GCACAGCACCGUGACGCUGUCCGACGAGCGAUGCAAAUAUACCGUACAGUCAUUCGAGAAAUCGUCGCUGAACGCAAUGGUCCCGACUGUGUGAUGUAGUAACCAUUACACCCCGGAGACUUCGUCGGCGUUCCGAAGCGAGGCCCACUGGUAACUCGGACGGAGGAGCAUCACUGGGCAGCAGUGCGGUUGACAGCUGGCGGUGGCCGCAUCAGCGUCAGGCCACUGUCCUCCUGCGAACAUCUCCAUCACGCUUCGUCCGCGUCGCUGAUGUGAGUGUAUGCCAGUGAGCAUCGCACAGCCUCGCGCCCGCGCCUUAAAUGGCUGAUGUUGCGGGAGCCUGAGUACACGGGGCUGCCUUCCUCCAUCCAGCGGAAUCGAGUACUAUGGCAUCGUACGUCGUCGGCAACUAUUGUAUCAAUGCGGCUGUCACUCUAUAUGCUUAUGAGCGAGUCCUGACUGUCGACCGGGAGAUCAAUCUGGUUUGGAGGCGUGUAUCCAAGGGCCUCGUCAUGCCCGCUCUCUAUGUCGGUAUGCAUAUAUGCAUGAUGGUCUAUCUCCUGCUGGAGAUCGUUCCGUGGGGUUCGGGCAAGAGUGAAAACAUCGCAGUGAACACGCAAACUACCAGUAUCUGUCUUCUGUAUCUCAUUUGGGGAGCCAUAUCGGCGCUACGUGUGUAUGCGAUCAAUGGGCGAAAAAGGUGGACCCCGUUGGCCACGAUGGUCUUGCUACUCGUGCCUGUAGCAACGAACAUCGUCGAAUCAGCCGAUACAACCAUGUCAGAUGCCACGUAUUCCCAUCUCGUGACUGUCACCCGUGUCUGCGUCAUCGCGGCGGACUCACUCGUCCUAUUGGAAACGUGGCGCAAUACGUACGGCCUCAAGAAACUUGCGCGUGGUUUCGCGGUCCAACCGCCUAUUAUAUCGCUUCUUCUCAGAGAUGGUACUACGUACUUCUGUGUGCUGCUCGCAGUAAACAUCGUCACCGCAGUGCUGAGCGCGCUCAACCCUGUAUUGGAGAUCGCCGACUUUUGUUUCGUGCUCAAUACCAUCCUGCUCUCUCGAUUCUUCUUGAACCUCCGGGGAGUCUCUAUCCUACCUGAAGCCGGUUCUACCUCGUCUACAAUCUCUGAUGCUCACUUCGCGGACUCAUUGUGCACGCUAGGCGGAUCCCUGGCUGAGCAUAGGGGCUCUGCAGAAGACGUAUUGGACGACAUUGGCGAGUCCGUGUUUGAUGUUGACGAGGGAGAGUAGCCUCCGGACGUAACAGAACGAUUAUUCCUCUCGUCGAGCCCCGAUGAGCGGGGGCGUGUUGACACACUCCAAACCCAGUCGACGGACCCCACGAUGCCAGACGCCGUUGACGUACACGUAUGCAUGCCGAACUUAAAUCUUGUAGACGACGACCAUGCGCUUUUUGCAUUGAGCAGGUUCUCUUGGGACAGCAUCUCUAGCGUCGGUACGCACUGGGACAUACGCGUAUAAUCAGACAACAUGUAGUGGUAGUGACGAUAGUGUUGUUCUCGCAGGACAAUGAGUUGCGAUGCACUGACGCGUUGAAGGUUGUAGUUUCCGAG
Molecule: messenger RNA, 1576 nt
Organism: Fomitopsis serialis
Lineage: Eukaryota; Fungi; Basidiomycota; Agaricomycetes; Polyporales; Fomitopsidaceae
Exons: 13
Coding region: 387-1253 (288 amino acids)
Source: RefSeq, a predicted model, not a curated record